This is a messenger RNA of Bradysia coprophila, 1511 nucleotides long. It is a transcript of the gene RanBP3, whose product is annotated as ran-binding protein 3. Gene Ontology annotation, biological process: protein export from nucleus. NCBI's taxonomy places the organism in Eukaryota, Metazoa, Arthropoda, Insecta, Diptera, Sciaridae. The record is from RefSeq and is a predicted model, not a curated record.
GUGGCUGUCAUUUAUCCAACUGGUCAUUGUAAACCAUUUAUAUCGUUGAUCGACAUAACCCCAAAUUUUAUAGUUUUGAGUUUUGCCAACAAUUUUGAAGAAAAUUUCAUUAAAAUGUCGCAAACGAACGAUGAAAAUAACCAAAACGAGCUGAAAGAGCAAGCCAGCAUAAGCUCGUCUCGUCCAAACCCGAUUAAAUCUGGUUUAUUGCGACCGUCAGCGUUUCAAAACAAUUCAUCAAGUGAAGCAUCGUCAUCGUCGUCAACAAUCCGGCCCAGCGUUCUUAAAACUGAUGAUUCCUCAACCGUAGUGUCGACAAGCUCUUCAUUUAAUCCAUUUCAAAACAGCACCGAUGAGGAAGUACAAUCCAAGGAGAAAACCUCAACGAAUGGCAAUGCCGCUGAUUCUCACAGCAGCACUGAUCCAUUGUUUUCUUUGGUGAAAAAUGGUAUGCCAAAAUCAAAUUUGUUUACCACCAAGUCCACUAUUCCAAUAGCCGAAAAUUCCGGUUUCGUUUUCGGACAAAACGUUCGUGAACGUGUAACUGGGGAAUCGGUAUCCGAUCAAACACCGGAUAGUACAAAUGAACCGAGCAGCUCAGGCGAACUGUUUGCAAUAGCAAGCGCUCAAUGUCAAUCAACUGACAACAAUGAUAAGCCAGUCGAAGCUAGCGUGGAAAUGUUAACCGAAGCAACCCGAGCCUACGAACAGAGCCGAGCGCAGAAACGAAAGUACGAGGAAGUCGAAACCUUUACCGGCGAAGAGGAUGAAACAAAUGUGUUGGAUGUAAAUAGUAGAUUGUUUGCAUACGUUUCGUCGAACUAUGAACAACGUGGACCGGGAAGUUUACGAUUAAACGAUUCCAAGGAUCAAAGCAAGAGUUCGAGAGUAGUGUUCCGGACAUCGGGUAAUUUGCGCGUGUUACUAAAUACGAAGAUCUGGCCGGGUAUGGUCGUAGAAAAAGCUAGCCAAAAGAGUUUGAGACUGACUGCCAUUGACUCUGCUGGACAGAUAAAAAUAUUUCUGGCUAUGGCACGUCCUGAUGAUAUCACAAAUCUUUACGAAGAGAUAAACAAACGAAUUGAUUUGGAAAAGUCACGUACACCAACAUCGUCGACGACCAACGACACUGUUGUCACAAGUGAUUCAAAGGACGAAUCAACGGUGGAAAAAUAAUUUUUUUUUCGAUUCUGGGCCAUGCAUUUCCACACCGAGUGUACAUUUAUAAGCUAAAUAAGUAUCAUGAUUUCCAUUACUUUUUAUCAGCAACACUGCAUCCUCAUCAAAAAAUUGCAAUAAGAUUUAACAGAAAUUUUCUUUUCAUUUUACGUUUGUUUCGAAUGUGCUUUUUGCCAUUGAAGUCAAGCAUACGACUUUGCGGGUAAAUUUGCGUUGAAAACACCAAAAAAAGAAGUAUUUUACAUUCUAUCGAGAAGUGCAGAACCGUCAACCCUGUACUAUUCAAGCACUGCUCUCUGUUCGGUUGAACGGGAACAUAAUUUAUUAACAAA